AUGUAUUACUUAGCUAGGCUACUAUUCGAUAGCAUGCCUUCUAGCUUGAUUCUCUUAUUGACAUCAAUAUAUGCUUUGUUUAUCGAGAAGCUACGGGCUUGGUACAGAAAGAAGAAGCCAAAGGAACGUUUACUUGAGCAACUUUCUCAAGCGAAAACCUACGAACAGUGGCAGGAUACUGCGACUAAGCUUGACGCGGAGCUGGGGAAUGAUUUGUGGCGGCACGACCCCACCAGUACAGACUAUGACUAUCAAUUCAUCCGCGACUGCCUCCGACGCCUAAAAGAAGCAAGGAAGGACGGUGAUAUCGUAAGGCUCGUGAACCUUGUACGUUCUGGUCUGCUUCGGAAUCUGGGGAACAUAUCACACAUAAACCUUUUCAAUCGCUCCUAUGCUGGCAGCAAAUACUUGAUCGCAAAACUGGACCUUUUCCACGACACAAGACAGUCAUUUGGGCGUUCAACGCUUGUUCUGCAGGGAGGUGCAAUGUUUGGACUGUACCAUCUUGGCAUCGUUAAGGGUCUUCACCUCCGUGGCCUGUUGCCUAGAAUAAUAACAGGAACUGGCGUGGGAGCACUGAUAGCCGCACUGGUUGGGAUACACCCAGAGGAGGAGUUGAUAAGGUUCCUUGCUGUUGAUGGAAUAGAUCUCAACGUAAAAGUGCUGGAGGAGUGUGUAAGAGCCAAUGUCGGCGAUCUGACCUUUGAUGAGGCCUAUCAGAAGACUAAGCGGAUCUUGAACAUCACUGUCUCGACUGCUAAGAGAAACGGGGUCCCAAAGUUGCUCAAUUAUCUUACUGCGCCGAACGUGUUGAUCUGGUCUGCUGCUUGCGCCUCUAACGCAACCUCAACCCUCUACGAUAGCGUUGAGCUGAUGUGCAAAGAUGAGAACGGUGCGAUAGUUCCCUGGGUAGAUCAAGAGAUCACCUGGCAGCGCUGGACACAGGCUUCAAAUGCAGACCGCGAUUCCCCACAGACUCGAAUCGCCGAGCUCUUCAAUGUCAAUCACUUUAUUGUUUCCCAAGCCCGCCCGUACCUUGCCCCAUUCCUAAUGUCAGAUCUCCACCGCCACGGCCGUCACGGCAUCACCUUGAAGAUAGUGCACUUACUGGGGCUAGAGAUCCGGCAUAGAUUGAGCCAGCUCGACCUUCUCGGUUUUUUGCCAUUUGGGCUGCGAACAUUCCUCGUCGACGAGACUAUCCCAGGCGCCAGCGUCACAGUAGUCCCGCACCUCAGGUUGGCUGAUUUUGAGCAGUUACUGCAAAAUCCAGAUAAGCAAACAGUCAAGUAUUGGAUUGAGAAGGGUGAGCGGAGUAUUUGGCCUGCGGGAGAGCUUCUCAAGGCUAGAUGUGAAAUUGAGUUUACCCUAGAUAUACUGUAUCUGAAUGUGAGGGAUGACCUCCAGGUUUAUCGAGGGGGGGUCGAGUGCUUAGAUAAGGGUACUGGAACGUCUAGGAUGGAGGUUAGGCAGCGGGCGGUCAAUGAAAGCAAUGGAAUCGCUGGCCACAAUAGGAGGUUAUCGAGCUGA
Morchella sextelata is the source of this 1527-nucleotide messenger RNA. RefSeq lists its product as uncharacterized. Gene Ontology annotation, molecular function: triacylglycerol lipase activity. Gene Ontology annotation, biological process: lipid metabolic process. NCBI's taxonomy places the organism in Eukaryota, Fungi, Ascomycota, Pezizomycetes, Pezizales, Morchellaceae. The coding region runs from base 1 to 1527 and encodes 508 amino acids. The record is from RefSeq and is a predicted model, not a curated record. The transcript is spliced from 7 exons.